Molecule: messenger RNA, 1827 nt
Organism: Salvia miltiorrhiza (redroot sage)
Lineage: Eukaryota; Viridiplantae; Streptophyta; Magnoliopsida; Lamiales; Lamiaceae
Product: protein FAR1-RELATED SEQUENCE 5-like
Exons: 2
Coding region: 1-1827 (608 amino acids)
Biological process (GO): regulation of DNA-templated transcription
Molecular function (GO): zinc ion binding
Source: RefSeq, a predicted model, not a curated record
AUGGUUCCUGAAGCUACACGACAUUUGAUGAGCAACUACAGGAAUGUUGAUGAAUUCCAACAGAUGUUCAUAAUUUCAGCUGUAAAAGCUAAUAUUGGGCCAAUGCGUGCCUUUCGAUUUUUCAGAGAGAUUGUAGGCGAUUAUAAAUCAGUUGGAUGUACCGGCACCGACUUCAAGAACUUUGUAAGGGACCUGAAGGUAUAUUCGUUCGGAUCAGAUGCACAUAUGCUGUUGGAAACACUUAAUAACAAACAGCAGUUAAGGGAUGGAUUUAAGUUUUUUCAUGAGGUAGAUGAUGAAAAAAAAUUGUGUCGCAUUAUCUGGGCGGAUGACGUAUCUGUUAAAAACUACAAGUUGUUUGGCGAGGCAGUUUCAUUCGAUGCUACUUAUAACACCAACAGAUACAAAUUUAUAUUAACUCCUUUCACUGGUAAAGAUAACCAUGGUAGGUGCAUCUCUUUUGCUGUGGCAUUAAUUAAUCAUGAAGAUUCAGAGUCUUAUGCAUGGGUGUUGGAAAAGUUUGAGUUAAUAAUGGGAAAUGCACCUCGUAUUCUUAUCACUGAUCAAGACCCUGGUCUUAAGAAAGCUGUGGCAUCAACUUGGAAAGAGACACGUCACAGGUUUUGUAUGUGGCACAUAAACAUUAGAGUUGCUGAAAAGGUGCCACAGAGGUUGAGGGAUGAUACCGAUUUUAAGUUAGUUUAUGAUAGGGUUGUGUGGAAUGAUAAUGAUGAACCAGAAGUUUUUGAGGAAAACUGGAAUAACCUGAUGGAAGAAUACGAUCUUACAUCAAACAAAUGGUUCUCUGACAUGUAUCAAGAUCGUUCAAUGUGGAUACCCGCGUAUUUCAGAGAUGUACACAUGAGUGGUCUAUUUCGAACUACUUCAAUGUCCGAGAGCGAGAAUAGCUAUUUCAAACGCUUUAUCAACAAGAAUUCUGAUCUUGUGUUAUUGUAUACUAACUUUUGCAGUGGUCUUGACGCACAGAGAUAUAAUUACAAGGAGGUAACCCAUGCUGACGAGACCCGCUCUCCUAGGAUGAUGACAAAUCUAGAUAUUGAACGUAACGCAGCUGUUGUGUACACAAACUCAGUGUUCAAGGAUGUUCAAGAGCAGAUUGACCAUGCAAGCAAAGCAUGUUCCAUACGUAAGAUGUAUUCCCAAGGUGAGGAAGAGAUUUAUGUAGUCGAGGACAACAUAGAUGGUGAAUUCAUUGUUCGUUAUGUGCGGCCCCAUGACGAUGUGUUAUGUAGCUGCAACUUGUUCACUCGGAAAGGUACUCCUUGCAUGCAUAUGUUUGUUGUGUUCAGGAACCUGAAACUUGAUGCUAUUCCUCAAAAGUACAUUGUGAGGCGAUGGUGCAAAUUCAGUUUAUUGUGUUCAGAUGAAUCCCUUGGGGAAGUGCGGGAAGAAGGUAGUAAGUCUACCUCAAAUCUUGAGUUCCGUAUUUUCAAAGUUGUUAGUGAAACCAUUGGAUGUGUAAGGGGAAACCAGGAGCUUUGCGAUCAACUAUACGAUAAUCUUAUUCAAGUGAGGGACAAGUUUACUAACUUUGGGGCAUCUGUGAACUCUUCAACAUCAAAGAGCAGAUUAUUCAAUGAAUUUUAUGGAUCCACACCACCAGAAUCUCCUUCCGUUUUUCCUCCAGAUAUUGUUAAGACUAAAGGGAGUGGUGCCGGUGGCCGAAGGAAAUCUGAAAAAGAGAAGGCCAUUAUACUUGCACAGAAACCUUUGCGUCUUUGUAGGAAAUGCAAAAAAAGAGUUCAUCAUGACUCAAGAAACUGCCCCACAAAGGAAGCCCCAACUGAAACUCUUAGUCCUUCAUGA